AUGGCAUCCGCUAGCCGCCUCCCGUUGCUUCAACAGUUGUACUACCACGUUGCCCUGCCUCGCGAUAUCCCCGGCAAAGAAGAUGGAAACCUCAACACCAUCGAAGCUUCUUUGCUCCAGCGUGUCCUGGACGCCGUUGUAAAGAUCACUCCCUGCGUUGCUGCAGAUGUGCAGCCUUACAUCCACGGGCUGCGCGACACGCUGCAAGCAUGUCAGAUACUCAACGUGAAUGGCACCAUCGGCAAGUCCGCACUGAUCAAAGAAUUCCGCCGCCUUGACCAAUACAAGAUGCUUGUGCUCCAUGUUGCACCUCAAAAUUGUGGCCUACUCAUAUACCAUCAAGUUGGCACCGCAAAUGAGCCCUGUGUCGUUUUCGAGGCUUUUGAGGCAUCCGCAACUGCCGAAAAGAUACUAGCAGCAACCGGUGCACUACAAUGGGACUUUCCUGGUUCGGCCGUCUCCAUCCCCACGUCCAAGUUCAACGAGGAGCCAUUCCAAGAUGCCCUCGCAACCUUCCUCGAGCAGGCAAGCAGUGAGGCUAUUACCAAGUUUGCCGCUGUCACCUGGAAAACCGCCGUGAAGCUACCGGAGAUUCGGGAUACUAGCGAUCCUGCGCUCAUCUCUGGUCUGCUCAUGACCAUACUGGAAGCCAAUGGUACUGCAACUUCCGUACCGCGACUGCGUAAGCGAGUUCGGGACACUGUCAACUUUGACAACGCUCGGAAACCAUGGAGAAGGUCUGCCUUCUAUCUGGCCCUGCGAGUGGCCAUACAGAGGUAUCUAUAUCGUCACUUAGGUGCCGAAAAGGGCAGAAAUUACUACAAGACAAUCAUUUGCAUACUCCACGCACAGCUUCUAGAGGACGGACUCAAAAAGGUACCUCUCGAAGCAGCCUACUUUCUACGUCAGAAGCUGGGACGCCGCCUCGCGAAGCUGAGCUCCGAUCUCCAUGACUUCACUGACCUACUGCCUGGUGCCCAACCCCGCAUCCCGCUGUCUUUGGAAAAGGAUUUUGAAACAACGCUGGCGACGACGGGUGCAUACUUGAAGCAUGUUUGGCGAAACUUUAGACAAUCACGGGAACGUGUUGUUCCCAUUUUGCGCCAAUACGCCAACAGUAACGAGGCCCAGUUAUGUCUGAACAGCAGCAGGAGGAUUCUCAAAGAACUUUCAGCAGAGCAUCGGUCAUUCUCAACACGGCAAGAGCGAAGCGCCGCCGAGCUCUUGGACUCCUACUGGGAGUCUGAAACCUCAAAAAAGCCUUACAUGAAAGCUCUUUCCAACCUAAUUUCUGCAUCUCAGUACCACGAGGAUUCUGUAAUACCUGCGAAACUCUCGAUGAAGCCUGAAGGUCCUUGUGUCAUUGAACUGAGCAAGACCAUCCAAGAGUACGUUCGCAUGAUGUGUACAAACAACCAAUCGUACCCCUACCAGAAGAGCCAGCAGUUGCUUCACCUCAUGGAAAUAUGGGUUCUCAUGGACAGGGCUGCAGCAACAUGCUACCCAUUACUUCUAGAGUAUCACUGUGGCUUUCAUUCCGAUAUACUUGACCCCAUUGAGUUGUUAACGCUCGAAGAAAUGGUCCGAGCCCAAGAGGUCAGGCGAUACUUGGUAGCUCGAAACCCCUCACACCCAAAGAUGCGGAGCAGUACGAUAUUCGACGAUCCUUCUGAUGACUGCUUUGCCGUACGUUUUUACGAUAGCGAGGGUGAUGAAGGUGAGCUUUCAACGAUGCGCCAAGAAAUUGAAGACGAAGCCCAAAUCGCACUCCAGGACAAGCAGGAAGAAUGGGAGGAAAUGAGCGCAAAGUACGAACAAAAGACUCUCCAGCUCAGCGAGAAGGAGUGUAUCUACGACGCGGUCAUGGACUGGGAUCUCCGUGUGGCUGGCUCGCGCCACAGGCUACCCUGCGAGUGGCACAACCUUCACCAUGAGUUGAAGAACAUGAGGAUCCGCAUCUUUGAACACCCUCUUCCGAGCUAUGAACCUGCUGCCAAAGCAGCCAUCUUUGAGCUUCAGUGUCCUGAAGUAUUCGCUAGCUAUCGCGAUGCUACCUGGCUUAUCCUUUCUAGCUUAUGCCAUCAGCCAAUGCAGCAGCUAAAACGCGUAUCACUCAUUCGCGAAUACUCUCAGAUUCGGCCCUACGCAAAUCAAACCAGCUGCCAUGUGACAUUGGCAUCUGAAAAAAAGGCCCAUCUAGAAUCUCACUACGCCACUUGGGGCUUCCCGAUUGCGCUAGAAGAGAUCAUUCGCACUUGUGGCCUGAAGCCUAGAUACUACGACAGUGCUGGCGCCGUCUGGACAGAUCGACCCGGGAAGGCUUCGUUUUGGCAUCACUUCCCCGUGAAACUUGCACCCACCUCGCCCUUCUCCACCCUUGGACUAGAGUAUGCUACAUGGCCGACAUCGAAUCAAAUUCAAGCAAGCCAAGCGAGAUGUCCCCAAGGGCUGGGGAUCCAUGAGUUCAUGGCUUUUCAAGGUCUUUUGGUGGGAACCCAUUCUCGCUGGAUUGAUCUUCUCAGGGAAUUGGGUGCAACAAAUCUCAACUUCUCUUCCGAGUCAACGUGGGUGGCGGUGGUACGUCUAGUAUUUCAGCAAGGACCGAGCUCCGACAAAUUCUCUGAGUAUACAGACAUGCAUAACGCGCUACUAGAUGACAGCCUUUCGACUGCACUUUUGAAGGAGGUUCGCUACCGUCUGGAAGCUAUCCAGCGGAACUGGAGGGAGCCUAUCCAAAUGGAUAUCUUGAUUACGAUAUUGCUCAAAGUUACAUCCCUCACUAAAAGCGCAGAAGUUGUACGGCACGGCAUGGACCUCCUUCAUAAGGCUCGCCAUAUAAUUGACGGCUGGCGAAGAGAGCUGCAGAUGAUUAUCAUGGAAGAUCCCAAUGUUCUGCAGUCGGCCAUAUGGGCUUCACUUUUAUGCAGACGGACGCUGCACACAGACGCCCAUCCGUUGGAGAACGCAGAGGACCUUGGAAUGUACCUGGAUGCAUCCAUCUCUCUUCAUUACAAUCUCGCUGAAGAUUUCGAAUCCAUGCCCUACAGCCUCCGCAAUGCCAUCGUCCAAGACGUCAUGUUCGCCUACGACAAUCGCGAUCGAGUGAAAGACACUCUUCUCUCGUGCCCUCAGAUAUUCAUCGCAUCGCUGAAAGCCGUUUGGCCCAUUCCCGACAACUUUGACUGCACCGGACUAAAGUUGGAGAGCAUUCCUGAUACCUGGUGGAUGUCGCUCUCGCUGAGGUCUACCACUGAUCAGUAUCACUACUUUGUGCACUACAACUACCUGUAUGGUACCCUCUUGAUAGACGGGAAAGAGAUGGGUAUGUUGCCGUUGUCGUAUCGCACACACCCGACCUUUCGGCACCUCUUCGGCACCAAAAACCCGAUCGUCUACCCUUCUCCGAUACGGGAUAUGGAAUUCGUUCUAUGCGAGACUAUCCGCAAUCACCACAGAAUUCAUCUUGCGUACCGCAAAGAUCGACUCGUCGUCCGUGCGGAUCAGGACGGUAACUUUCUGCAGUUCAUUCCUCAGGAAAUAUUCAAACCUGAUCUCCCCAUGCCACUGGUCGAGAAUUGCUACCACUGGCUUCACCUUUGUACUGGCGAUGUUGAAAUUCGUCAGAAAGAUCCGUGGAAGUUCAAGUUGAAUAAUUGGUGGCUACGAAAGUUCACUUCCGGACAGUACCAGGCCAUUCGACACUUUAAAGAAGAGUCACAAACAGUACUCCUUGAGCCAAAAGGCUUGUUUGUCAACAGCAUCGCUCGUAUUUUCGGCCGCUUCGAGUUCCCGUCACAGAUUAUUGUGUUCGCUUCCAAUGAUGGUCGCGUAACAGUGGAGUUAAAGCGCAUGGAACUGGGCUUUUUUGUCAACUCCAGAGGGUUGUUAGAAUCGUCGCGACUCGGUGCUAUCAUCCCACAGAAUCAGGAUUGUGGAACUUGGUACGGCCUAAGCAACAAAAUUCUAAUUCAAUCCACCACCAAUUACCGCCAGAGGAGCAUAUUGGUUCCUUUGGGAGACUUCAAAGUUUCGCGAGACGAACUACAUGUGUGCGUUGACAUUGCGAUGGGCGGAGGCGAAUACCUCAAAUAUGGAAUCAACGACACCUUGGGUCGCAUUGACUGCGCUCCUGAGCCGCGCCUGUUACACCUCAAGGCUCUUUUACAUGCCUAUACGUCGCAUGUUAUAGCUGAUCCACUUACUGGUCGAACAGGGACUGAGGAAGCCCUUUUUCUAUUGCACACUGCAGCCUACCAGCCCUGGAACCCGCUGCCUGUUCAAGGAGCAGAUAUCCUCAAGCGCAUUGCAGAGCUAUCGCCAGAGCGUGCAUACUACCCGAAAGAAGCCAAGUGCAUGGAAACGGUGCUUUGGAGUACUGCAUACACGAUCUCUAUGCAAGACGAUCGUUAUGUCACUGUAAUCGCUCGGAUAUUACAAAGAUCUUCGGAUCUUUCCCAGUUUUCUCUCAAUCAGCCGGUUCAAGAAUGUCUUGAGAUAUCGGAAGAAGCCGUACAUCUCGGUGCGCGUGCCCUUACGAGAUGUAAUGGCUCCAAACAGAAGCACGACUAUCAGGACGCCAUCUACAAUUCGCGAGAUACUCACGUGUAUUCACAGGAGCGCCUGAAUGUGCUCGAGAUAUCGAAUUUGCUGUUAAGCUGGCAGCCUUCCUGCACCAUCGAGACUUCAUUGGCUGCCCUUCUACAUGAUGCUCCGGUUGUGGGUGGCUACGACAAGCUCUACCGGAAAGCUCUCCUCAGUGAUCACCUCACAGUAGACGUCCGAGCCGAAUGGGGGGGACUGGUGCAGAAGUCGCUGCAAUGCAACUCGUGUGACAGAUUCAGCCUCAUGUUUCUUUUCAGUGCAAUGGCGUUUUCGUCUGACGCGAAUCUGAACCUGCUCCGUGUUCUGGUCUCUUUCGCCAUGCUACCAGAAGUACGCAACAUACCUGCACCAAAACACUCUGCUUGCUUCCAUUUCCGCGCGGAUGGGGCACCCCCAACGUCAUAUCUCGUGUCCUUGAUGAUCAAAGCACGGAUUCCCUUCUCAGAAACUGGGUUCAAGAAACGCUCGCAACUAGUCAAAGCAGAAACGUUACACGGGCCAAAUGUCGACAGGGCAUGCGAACUGAUGGCCGCCUCGAUUCUAGAGCAAUGGCCCUCUACAGAGAUCGACCCGCGGCAACUGGUUUCAAUUGACCCGGCACAUCUAAAUAUUGAGCGCGCCUUAGCCGACAUCGCUCCAGAAUGGACUCGCCUUUCACAGAAUCAUGAGUUAUUCUUGUAUCUGGAAAAGGUCCAGGAAGUUCUUUCUCGGGUUGCUCUACGGGUAUCAGGUAAUCAGCCAUUGCUGCCACCUCGCAUGAUAACUGAGCCACUACCCUCUUCUGUGUAUCCCGAGCGUUCUAGAGCUGGGGAUGAUAUGACACUUUCGAAGUUGCUCAGGGCCCAGAUUCCCUAUAAAACUGUAGCCAAAAUGAGCUCGUCGGCUGUUGUAGGGACAUACGCUGGAGCCCUCAGCAGCAGGUCUGUUAAUGUCAUUCAUGGCUCAAACAACUACCAUCAUCGCUUUGACACCGGAGGAGAGAAGAGUGUGCAUGCCAAGGAGAUUGCUUCGCAGCCACAAGAGGUCCAGAUGCUCCGAGAAGUCGUUGCGAAGUUCAAGGACCCAUCCUCAUUCGUUCAGUGCAGAUAUGCAACGGAGCUCGAUGCGAGCAUCGACGCGCUGAAGGAUCAUAUGAUGAGCAAGAAACAGGAACCAUACCGCGUAUGUUAUCAUGUUGCCAAGGAAAACAUACAAGCAGCAAAGGACUUUGCUACUGCAGCGGCCGAACAUGUCCGAUGUGCUCUUCAAGCUGCCGACCCGCAAGCAAAAUGGCUUCAGAUGGUCGAUCUCUGGCCAAGUAUGACAUCCAUAGACUUACUUACUCAAUUGCGCGAGUCCUUGGCUAUCGAAUUUGGGAGAGGCGCGAAAGAGGCACUUGUCGGUUUUGGCAUUGCAAUAACCAAUUUGCAGCAACUAUUUCGCAUUCAGGAUGCACAGCGGAGAAGGAAAGAGCAACAGGAGAAGGAUGAGUGGUCUAACAAAGGACACACCAACUGGAAUCCACUAGAGCAUCCCGACUGGCUAUUACUGGAGAUUGAUGGCGACAUUCUCCUCCGAGAAGAGCAAGUUGACGUGGCUCUGGCAACCGUUUCACCUCAGUCAGGUCGGAAUUCCGUCUUGCAACUUCUCAUGGGCAAGGGAAAGACCUCUUGCAUCCUCCCUAUGGUAGCCGCUCUUCUCGCCAAUAAAGCAGACUUGGCUCGCGUCGUUGUACCAAGGGCUCUCUUACUUCAGACUGCGCAAGCAAUGCAAGCCAAGCUUGGGGGCUUGGUAAAUCGCGAGACACCGACAAAUGAUCUCUUGAUCGGCCUCUAUGGAAACAUGCACACACAGCUGCGCGACCGCCGUGGUAUUCUUCUCACAUUGCCUGAGCACAUUCUUUCGUUCAAGCUGAGCGGACUGCAGCAGCUGUGUGACGGGAACCUCGAAGCGGCGUCCAAGAUAAUGGAGAUCCAGCUUUGGCUCGAUCAGUAUUCCCGAGAUAUUUUGGACGAGUGCGACGUCUCCUUAGCGAUAAGGACGCAACUCAUCUAUCCUUCUGGAACACAGUCAACUGUGGACGGGCACCCAAUGCGUUGGCAAGCUAUCCAGGCUGUUCUUCAUCUCGUAAAGGAUUUCUCGUCAACAGUCCAAUCGCGAUAUCCCCGCAGUAUCGAGAUUGUACAUCGCGGCAUAGACGGGUUCCCUCUCAUCUAUUUCUUGCGCAAAGAUGCUGAAGACUUCCUUCUCCGCCUUCUCGUCUCGAUUAUAUGCAAAGGACAAGCCACAUCGAUCCUGCCUUGCGCUGAAUAUCCCCUCGCUAUGCGAAAAGAUUUAGAGACCUAUAUCUCCAGCCCGAAUGUCCGCGGUCACAUAGUCUCCAGAAUCUCCGAUGCCUUCCAGGAUAAACCGGCACUCAUGAAGACGGUCAAUCUGCUGCGUGGCUUGUUUGUACACCGUAUACUGCUCACCACCCUAAAGAAACGAUGGAACGUACAGUAUGGACUGCAUCCGACACGUGUGCCUAUUGCAGUACCAUAUUUGGCCAAGGGCGUGGCAUCUCCUACUGCUGAAUGGGGGCAUCCUGAUGUUGCCAUCACUUUGACAUGUUUAUCGUUCUACUACGAAGGACUCAGCUUUUCUCAGUUCAAAGAGGCUUUUGAACACCUCGCCAAGACCGAUGAACCGAGCAUACAGUAUGAGAAAUGGUUUCCAAAAGGAUGGCGUAUACCAAGAGAGCUUGAUGAUUAUGGAGCUAUAAAUCCUGAAGACAUGCGACAGUUGAGCGAGCUGUACCAAGUGGUGCGCCACAGUGCUUGUUUGAUCGACUUCUACUUAAACAACUUUGUCUUUCCAAAAUACGCAAAGACGUUCAGACUGAAGCUCCAGGCCUCUGGAUGGAAUCUUUUCCCGUCAAUUGCAACCAAGGCAAAGAGGACUGGGGCCCGUGUCACUGGAUUCUCAGGCACCAAUGAUUCCCGACACCAGCUUCCACUUUUGAUUCAGCAGCAAGACCUCCCGAAGCUGGCGCACACAAACGCAGAAGUUCCAUAUUACCUCCUAGCACCUCGCAAUCAGUCCUAUGUCCGUAUGGCCUUUCCGGGAGGCACUCGCUGGACUGAGAAAGACUUGAUGGGGAAUCUGGCGCACCCUUAUCAUCACACUCACCCCAAGGAGCAUUACAGGAUAUUCCAUGGCACGAAUGGCUUCCUGAGCUCUGAGUCACAUCCACGUAUCCGCAUCCUUAUCGAUGCUGGUGCUCAAGUAUUGGAACAUUCUAACAAAGAUUUUGCUCGAGCCUGGUUAGAAGAAGAUCACGAAGCGGCAGCGGCAGUUUAUUUCGACGAUGAUCACCGCGUGUGGGUGCUAUAUCGUACGAAUAAGCGUAUUCCUCUGGUCGCAUCUCCUUUUGCCGAUAAUCUUGAGCGAUGUGUAGUGUACUUGGACGAGAGUCAUUGUCGGGGAACUGACCUCAAGUUCCCACCUCACGCAAGGGCUGCACUCACUCUUGGCCAACAUCUGACAAAGGAUGCACUGGUACAGGCAGCCAUGCGACUGCGCUUACUUGGACAAACUCAGUCGGUUACUUUCUUCUCGCCCCCAGAAGUGCACCAAGGCAUACUCGAUCGACUGGGGGAAACUAGAGAUUUCUACCAUCCAACAUCCGGCGACGUACUGCAGUGGGUCUUUGGUCAAACAUGCGAUAUCAUGGAGCAAUCCGAACCUUCGUUCUUUGCUCAGACGUCACAUUACUUGCAGCAAGAGCAAGCUCGGUUUGAACACCCUGAUUACCUGCGCGACUCCUUGUCCCGAGAUAUGUUCCUGUCCAAAGUUCGUACCAAAGAAACCCUCUCGCUGAAGCAGCUUUACCAGCCCAAGAGCCAGCGUCAGAACGGUACUUCCAAGAUAUCCACAUGGCAUCCGCGUCUGGAAGGAAUCUUUCAAGAGCUUCAGGAUCGAAAAAAGCACUUCCAGGAUCGCGGUACUGCUGUCCAUGCAUCAGCCCUGGAGGAGGUGGAAAUCGAGCAGGAACGUGAAGCAGAAUGCGAGGUCGAAGUCGAAGUCGAACAUGUGCGCGAAGUACAACAAGCCCUACUAUUCCAGGCGUACAAAGUGAAGAAGCUCCACGAAGACAUUGCCCAUUUCGCCACUUUCGGAUGGCUGGUUGCUGGAAGUGAUGCCUACCGACCUAUGUUCUCGCAGCUCGCACGGACCGAACUGGGCCUAAAGCAUACUGUCAAUCCUUCAAUGAAAUCCGGCCUAUGGAUCUCAGCCCAAUUCAGUCGUACGGUUGACACGGUUGAGCCUAACGACAACUUUAUCCGGCCCUCACAGUGGAUUCUCUGGAGCUCACUGAGUCAGCAAGCUCUGCUAGUUAGUCCGGAGGAGGCAAACGAGCUGAUACAAGUGCUGCGAUGUCUGCAGUCGGCAGAGGCGAACAGCAAGGUCCAUCUCAUCGUUUACGCUGCGCCAGUCACGCGUAGGAUGCUCCAUUUCAACCAACUCAACUACUACGCGAUUCCCACCUUGCCGGCCGACUUUUCUGCUCCUGUUUGGCUUAGGGUAGAGUUGGGUCUAUUUUCCGGACGCUUGUAUCUCGAAUGGGAUGAGUACUGCGAGCUACUCGGAUACUUGGGACUUUCCAAAGACUUGUCUCGGCACCCUGAGAAACCCGCCUUUGCAACGAAGCCGCUGACGUUCCUCCACGAGUGGAUCACUCUACGUCGCAAAGGCCAAGACUUUGAGCACACGCCCAUGGGCUUCAUCACCACCGGCAAGCCACUAACGGAUAACCACCCUUUCUUCCGCACGCUGUCCAAUGACGAAGAUCCUGCGCUUCGUCCACAAAUUGCACGACAUGCUCCUGGCUACGCGCAGGAAGAGCAGGAUGACGAUGACCACGACGAUCAGGCUGAUGAGGAGUUUGCUCCUGCUGCCGAGCAAAUCGAUGACUCGAGUGACGACGAGCCGUUUGUCCAUGCUGAGGAUGGAGAGUAG
Exserohilum turcica Et28A is the source of this 9579-nucleotide messenger RNA. RefSeq lists its product as uncharacterized. NCBI's taxonomy places the organism in Eukaryota, Fungi, Ascomycota, Dothideomycetes, Pleosporales, Pleosporaceae. The transcript has 6 exons. The record is from RefSeq and is a predicted model, not a curated record. The coding region runs from base 1 to 9579 and encodes 3192 amino acids.